AUGGACGAGCGUGAUCCCAAGGUGGCCACGAUCAUGGUGCCGUCUGAGGACCCCGAGAAGAAGGAGGACGACAAGCCCAAGCACGACAAGGGAAAGCUGGCGGAGAAGGAUGCGGACCUGCCUGAUAUUUCCGAGGAGGACCUUGCGCUCCAGAGCGAGCUCGAAAUGCUUGUUGAACGUCUCAAGGAGCCCGACACUGCGCUCUACCUGCCCGCGCUCGAGUCGCUCCGCACGUUGAUCCGCACGUCGACUAGCUCGAUGACCAGCGUGCCCAAGCCGCUCAAGUUCCUGCGACCACACUACGAGGAGAUGGGCAAGAUCCGCGACAGCUGGUCCGCGGACCUCAAGGAGCAGCGCGCUCUGCUCGCUUCCAUCCUUUCGGUCCUGGCCAUGACGUACUCGGACACUGGCAAGCGUGACACCCUCUACUACCGCCUGAUUUCCGGCUCGGACGAGUCGCCCGGUACUUGGGGACACGAGUACGUGCGGCACUUGGCUGCCGAGCUCGGAGAGGAGUAUGUCGGUCUUGUCGAGGGCGCCGAGGACGACGAGGAGCCUGCUGCUGCCAACGGCGCUGUCGUUGCUGCGUCUGGCGACAAGGCGGACGUCAAGACCGAGGAGCAGCCCAGCCGCAACUAUACCGUCGAGCAGCUGCGUUCGCUUGGUCUCGAGCUUGUCGAUUUCUUCCUCAAGCACAACGCCGAGGUUGACGCUGUCGACCUUUUGCUCGAGCUCGAGUGCAUCGAGGUCCUCACCGACAAGGUCGAUGACAAGACCUACCCGCGUGUCUGCCAGUACAUGGUCAGCUGCGUCCCCCUCCUUGUUCCCCCAGAUGAUGAUGUUUUCCUCCGCACCGCUGCCGCCAUCUACGCCAAGCACGACCGUCUCCCCGAGGCCCUCGCCCUGGCCAUCAGGUUGCACGACAGGAAACUCGUGCGCAAGUACUUUGAGGCCCCGGCGAACCCCGUCAUGAAGAAGCAGCUCGCGUUCCUCAUUGCCCGUGCCAACAUUCCUGUCCACUGGGUCCACACCCCGGACACCAUGGAGCCCGAGAACGACGAGGGCGACGAGUGGGGAGCGCCCCCUCCCGAGCUCAGCACCGAACUUGCCGAGUGCCUGGGCAACCACAACCUGUCGACGCAUUUCAAGAACUUCGGCAAGGCUGUCGGUGUUGAGGAUGCGCGUACCCCAGAGGACAUUUACAAGACCCACCUCGAGUCGCGGUCUACAGCUGUUCACUACAACUCUGCGCGUGACAACCUGGCGUCGACGUUUGUCAAUGCCUUCGUCAACGCGGGCUUUGGUAACGAAAAGAUGAUUGUCCAGGCCGAGGAGGGCCAGAGCUUCAUCUACAAGAACAAGGACCGCGGCAUGAUGAGCGCUACGGCCAGUGUUGGCAUGUCGCUUCUUUGGGACCACGAGGGCGGCAUCGACCACAUUGACAAGUACACCUACUCGCCCGAGGAGCACAUCAAGGCCGGCGCCUUUUUGGCCAUUGGUGUCCUCUACUCGAGCAUCCGCACCCAGCCCGACAUGGCAUGGGCCCUUCUCGAGGAGCACGUCGACAACCCUAGCACCGAAAUUAAGAUUGCCGUCAUCAAUGCCAUCGGUAUGGCCUACGCCGGCUCGGAGCGUCCUUACAUUGUUGAGCGUCUUGCCCCCUACGUUGCCGACGAGUCGUCGUCGAUCGACGUCGCUGCCAACGCCGCUCUCGCCCUUGCCUUUGUCUUUGUUGGUUCGGGUAACGGCGAGGUGGCCAGCAUCAUCCUCCAGACCCUGAUGGAGCGCGAGAACAGCCAGCUUGACUCCGAGUGGGGCAUGUUCUUCGGCCUCGCUCUGGGUCUCAUUUUCCUCGGUCGCCAGGAUGCCGCCGACGCCACCAUCGAGACCCUCAAGGCUAUCGAGCACCCCGUCGCCCGCUCCGCCGAGAUCCUCGUCGAGGUCUGCUCGUACGCUGCUACCGGCAACGUCCUCAAGAUCCAGUCGAUGCUCCACCUGUGCGCCGAGCAUGCCAAGACUGACAGUGACAAGCCCAAGGACGAGGCAACCCCUGAAGUUGAUGGUGCCGCCGACGAGGCCGCCGCCGCCGCCACUACGGCUGCGGGCGACGUCGACAUGGACGCCGCCACUUCUGGCGAGACUACCGCCUCGACUGACGCCCCCGCUGAGCCCGAGGCACCCAAGUCGAUGAGGCAUCAGGCUAUGGCCGUCAUUGGUAUCGCUCUUGUCGCCAUGGGCGAGGAUGUUGGCGCGGAGAUGGCUCUGCGCCAGUUCCAGCACCUCAUGACCUACGGCGACCCCAUUAUCCGCAAGGCUGUGCCCCUCGCCCUCGCCCUGAUCUCCGCUUCCAACCCCCAGCUCACCAUCCUCGACACUCUGUCAAAGUACUCGCACGACUCGGACCUGGACGUCGCAGUCAACGCCAUCUUUGCCAUGGGUAUCGUUGGUGCCGGAACCAACAAUGCCCGUCUGGCCCAGAUGCUCCGCGGCCUUGCUGUGUACUACGCCAAGGAGCCCGACUGCCUGUUCAUGGUCCGCAUCGCCCAGGGCUUUGUCCACAUGGGCAAGGGAACCAUCGGCAUCAACCCCUUCUUCCACGACCGCCAGAUUCUCUCGGGUAACGCCGUCGCCGGUCUCCUUUCGCUCCUGGUCUCGUUCGGCACAGACUCGCACGAGUUUGUCCUUGGCAAGCACCACUGGCAGCUGUACUGGAUCGCCCUCGCCAUGUUCCCCCAGUUCCUCAUCACUUUGAAUGAGGACGGCGAGGAGCAGCCCGUGACAAUGCGUGUUGGACAGGCGGUCAACACAGUGGGCUUGGCUGGUACCCGCUCGACCAUUAGUGGUUUCCAGACCCUUACCUCCCCCGUGCGCGUUGGCACGACGGAGCGUGCCGAAAUGGCGACCAACGAGUACUUCCCGUUCUCUCAGACACUGGAGGGCUUUGUCUUCGUCAAGCGUAACGAAAACUUUGACAAGGACGAGUAA
Messenger RNA from Apiotrichum porosum, 2985 nucleotides. It is a transcript of the gene RPN1, whose product is annotated as proteasome regulatory particle base subunit. NCBI's taxonomy places the organism in Eukaryota, Fungi, Basidiomycota, Tremellomycetes, Trichosporonales, Trichosporonaceae. Gene Ontology annotation, biological process: regulation of protein catabolic process; proteasome-mediated ubiquitin-dependent protein catabolic process. Gene Ontology annotation, molecular function: enzyme regulator activity. The coding region runs from base 1 to 2985 and encodes 994 amino acids. Gene Ontology annotation, cellular component: proteasome regulatory particle, base subcomplex; nucleus; proteasome complex. The record is from RefSeq and is a predicted model, not a curated record. The transcript has 4 exons.